UCAAGCAAAACUACACGGCCCAGAGAUCCUUGCGGUGCAGAAGGUCACCGGGAAAGGAAACUACGGAAGCAUGAAUUACGCUCGCUUUCUAACAGCUGUGAGCGCGGCCAGAAAACCCUCCGCCAUCCGCCUGCUGACGGAGCUCCAGCAGCGCUCGCCUCCGUCUCUGAUCUCUCUGGCCGGAGGAGCCCCGAACCCGAACACCUUCCCCUUCCAGUCGGCCAGUAUCACUGUGAGGGGUGGAGAUGCUCUGCUGCUGGACCACACGCUGAUGAAGAGAGCGCUCCAGUACUCCGGCUCAUACGGUAUUCCAGAGCUUCUGUCGUGGAUGAAGGAUCUGCAGAAGAGUCUUCACAAUCCACCUACAGCCUCCUUCAGUGCAGAGAGAGGGCAGAUGGAGAUGUGUGUGACCACCGGCAGUCAGGAGGGCCUCUGCAAGAUUUUCGAGAUGCUGGUCAGCUGUGGUGAUAAUGUCCUCCUGGACGCUCCCACAUACUCAGGAACACUGGCGGCUCUCCAGCCGCUGGGUUGUAACAUCAUCAACGUGUCGAGUGAUCAGCACGGCAUGAUCCCUGAAGCCCUGCAGAAAAUCCUGAAGGUUUGGGACCCUGCGGACGAACGCAAGCCCAGAGUCCUGUACACCAUCCCCAAUGGAGGAAACCCCACCGGAGCCUCCAUGACCCUCGAGAGGAAGCAGCAAGUCUAUGAGCUUGCAAGGAAAUACGACAUGCUCAUCAUCGAGGACGACCCGUAUUACUUCCUGCAGUUCCAGAAACCGUGGGCUCCUACAUUUCUCUCCAUGGACGAGGACGGACGUGUGCUGCGAACAGACUCCUUCUCCAAGAUCCUUUCAUCAGGCUUGCGGAUUGGUUUUGUCACGGGCCCGAAGCCAUUGGUGGAUCGAGUGGUUCUGCACAUCCAGGCCUCCACCAUGCAUACCAGCACCUUCACACAGCUCAUAGUCUCUCAGCUCCUGCAUAACUGGGGUCAAGACGGUUUUCUCAAACACAUCAACAGCGUGAUUGAGUUUUACAGGUCUCAGAGAAACGCCAUGCUCUCCUCAGCUGACCGAUGGCUCAAAGAUGUGGCUGAAUGGCAUCCUCCACUCGCCGGCAUGUUCCUCUGGAUUAAAGUCAAGGGUGUUGAAGACACACAGAAGCUGAUAAUGGAGAAAGCGCUGGAGAAAGAGGUUCUUCUGGUUCCUGGAGGAGUGUUUAACAUCAACAGCUCAGAUCCCUGUCCAUAUGUCAGAGCCGCUUUCUCUCUGUCCACACCAGAGCAGAUCGAUGAGGCCUUCAGGAGACUCGCUGAUCUGAUCAGAGAAUCUGUGUGAGAGUCAGUGAGUGGAGGAGAUCACAAAUCAGGACAGAGCUGUUGAUUACAUGCUGCUGACGCACACACACAGAGAGAGAAAGAGGGAGACACACACACACACAUACAUGCAUAGAGUCACAACAUACACACAGGUACAGAUAAACAAACAGAUACACACACAGACACAAACUGAUACACAAACACAGAAAGACAGAUCCACACACACAGAUAAACACACAUACACACUACUUCCGGUCCGUUUCUGCCUUUUUUGCACACAACACACCCAUAAAUCCCCCUUGAGUUUGUAACACACACUCUGAUCGUUCAGCUUCAUACUUUGUUUACAGCGCAAUGAGGGAAUGAACUCUUUUACUGUCAUGGAUUUACACCGUCUGGAUCCUAAUGUGAUUUUACAGCAGCUUUAAUGUGUGUGUAACCAUCAGACCCUCAAUAAAUAAUAAUAAUAAUAAUAUUAAAAAUAAUUAAAUAGUUGCCGGAUGAUGACGGCUAAAGCGGUUAUGGCUAGUUAGCAGUUUUUAACUAGCUGUCGUGAACAAAUGACUAGUGAAUGUAUUAAUAUCUUGGAUGUAGAAGCUUUUAAAUGACUUCAUGUUGAGUUUUAUUGCAGAUGGUUAUGAUGCAUUCAUGAAUUAAUAAUAAUAAUAAUUAUUAAAUCCAUCUCUUUUUGUUCUUUCAAUUGUUGUGGGAAGGAUAAUGCUAAUAAAUUGGAUUCUUUUA
Molecule: messenger RNA, 2055 nt
Organism: Danio aesculapii
Lineage: Eukaryota; Metazoa; Chordata; Actinopteri; Cypriniformes; Danionidae
Gene: aadat
Product: aminoadipate aminotransferase
Exons: 14
Coding region: 71-1333 (420 amino acids)
Biological process (GO): biosynthetic process
Molecular function (GO): pyridoxal phosphate binding; L-kynurenine:2-oxoglutarate transaminase activity
Source: RefSeq, a predicted model, not a curated record